AUUUCGAAUUUGCAGAGAAAAAUGUGAUGUUACAUCGUAAAUCCUCAUUAUGAUAGUCAGACACAAUGAAGACUAUUCUGAGAUGGAAGGCGGUGAAAUUCAUUCUCAUAGCUGUCAUCAUACUGUUCUUUGUGUCGCUGUUUUGUUCACUUCAAAUGCAGGCUUUGGGAUGGGAUGAAGAUAUUGUCUACACAGGAGAUGGACCAUUCUGGCAGAUGGAGGAUGUGGCAUAUGGAGGAAAGCAAGUGAACAUUGAUGGCACCGAUGAGCAUGAUGUCAACCAUGUCGAUGCAGCCCGGCUGAAUGUGCCACACCCCAUCAUCAUCUGGUGGACUCCAUUCACUGGACAGAGGGGCCAGGUCACCAAGUGUGGCAACAACCAAUGCUUCUUCACCAUCGACCGCCACUUCCAGCACCAUCCCAACACCAGUGCCUUCAUGUUCUAUGGCACCGACUUCAAGCCAGACGAUGUCCCGGUGCCCAGGAAGCGGCAACACGAGUGGGCACUCUUCCACGAGGAGUCGCCGAAGAACAACUACAUACUGUCGCAUCCGGAGUGCCUGACGCUUUUCAACCACACGGCUACGUUCAAGCGGGUCUCGGACUACCCUAUCACCACACAGUACUUAAAGAGCAUAGAGGAUCUGGAGAGUCGGAAGUACUUGAAGACUCUGGAGGAGAAGAAACAGGCAGGGCUGGCCCCUGUCGCGUACGUCCAGAGUGACUGCAAUCCACCGUCUGAUAGGGACAGCUACGUCAAAGAACUGAUGAAGCACAUCCGUGUCGACUCCUACGGGGCUUGCCUCCACAACAAGCCUCUCCCGCAGGAACUAACAGACCCAUUGACCAUGUUCAAGAGCAACUUUUUCGAGAUUAUGUCCAAGUAUAAGUUCACCCUUGCAUUUGAGAAUGCCCUGUGUGAAGACUAUGUUACAGAAAAGUUAUGGCGCCCACUCAUAUUGGGGUCGGUGCCUGUGUAUCGUGGCUCACCUACCGUCCGGGACUGGCUACCUGAUAACAACUCUGCUGUAGUCGUGGACGACUACAGAUCACCCAAAGAACUUGCAGAUCACCUGAAGUAUCUGGAUGGCAAUGAUGAAGCUUACAAGAAACUGCUGAAUUUCAAGAAAGUAGGUGUCACAAACCCUCAUCUCCUUUCUGUAAUGAAGGAUCGGGAAUGGGGCGUGAACGACUAUACCCAGCCAAACUUCAUAGAUGGCUUUGAGUGCCUUGUUUGCAAUCGCUUACAUGAAAACCUCAAGGCAAGAAGAGAAGGCAAAUCUGAAACCCCUCACAUUGCUUCUCCAGACCAUUACACCUGUCCAAGGCCUGUGGCAUUCAGCCCUGAAUCAUACAACUCAAUUCAAUUGUACGUCGAGUUACAUGAUGAGCAUAUUAAGAGAGCCAAAGCUCUUAGACAGCUGAUAGAUGCCAAAGCUAACUUUACAUCUGAGCAGUACUCGGCCCUGGUUUACAAAUAUCUAACGGGAGAAAGAAAUUAAGUCAUUAGUUACUUUUAAAUGUGAAAAUAUUUUGACUUUGGGGAGCCA
This is a messenger RNA of Lytechinus variegatus (green sea urchin), 1550 nucleotides long. It is a transcript of the gene fut10, whose product is annotated as alpha-(1,3)-fucosyltransferase 10-like. The record is from RefSeq and is a predicted model, not a curated record. Gene Ontology annotation, cellular component: membrane. Bases 66 to 1502 code for a protein of 478 amino acids. Gene Ontology annotation, molecular function: alpha-(1->3)-fucosyltransferase activity. Lineage: Eukaryota; Metazoa; Echinodermata; Echinoidea; Temnopleuroida; Toxopneustidae. The transcript has 3 exons.